CCCUCCCGUUAACAAAAAGCUAAAACGCGCAACAGCGACGCACACGCAAAAGCCCAGAGGCAAGUAGCAGCAGCAGUGGUUGCGCGGUGCUGCGUUCGUCUCGGUCUCCGUCUCCGUCGUCUCCGUCCACUGGACAGGGCAGAGGCUGCCUACCAGACACACGCCCUCAACCUCGCGCCCGCCAUUAUUGCGACCCUCCCGCACGCGUGCGCGCGCGCGUAUUAUCACGAGGUCCGCGAGCGAGGCGCAGAGCAGAGAGCAGAAGCAUCAUUUCUAGUCCCCCAGCCCAAGCAACAGUAGCCAGCAAGAACAGAGUAGGGAGGAGGAGGAGGAAGGAGGACGCACCUGGGAGCAGAGCCAGAGCCAGAGCCAGAGCCAUGGAGCAGUACGAGGUGGUGGAGCAGAUCGGCCGGGGCGCCUACGGCUCCGCAUACCUCGUCGUCCACAAGGGCGAGCGCAAGAGGUACGUGAUGAAGAAGAUCCGGCUGUCCAAGCAGAACGACAAGUUCCAGCGCACGGCGUACCAGGAGAUGUCCCUGAUGGCGAGCCUCAGCAACCCGUACAUCGUCGAGUACAAGGACGGUUGGGUUGAUGAAGGGACCUCGGCAUGCAUUGUGACAAGUUACUGUGAAGGAGGUGACAUGGCAGAGAGGAUCAAGAAGGCAAGGGGUGUCCUUUUCUCUGAAGAGAGGGUGUGCCGAUGGUUCACACAAUUGCUCUUGGCCCUUGACUAUCUGCACUGCAACCGUGUGCUCCACCGUGACCUCAAGUGUUCCAACAUUUUGUUAACAAAGGAUAAUAACAUCCGUCUUGCUGAUUUUGGGCUAGCAAAAUUGCUCAUGGAGGACCUUGCAUCGACGAUUGUGGGAACCCCAAACUACAUGUGCCCAGAAAUACUAGCAGACAUACCUUAUGGUUACAAAUCUGAUAUAUGGUCACUUGGAUGCUGUAUGUUUGAGAUCUUAGCACACCGCCCUGCAUUCAAAGCUGCAGACAUGGCAUCAUUAAUUAACAAAAUAAACAGAUCUUCAAUAUCUCCAAUGCCACCGAUAUAUUCAUCAUCACUGAAGCAGAUAGUGAAGAGCAUGCUAAGGAAAAACCCAGAACAUAGACCCACUGCUGGAGAACUAUUGAGGCACCCAUAUUUGCAGCCUUAUCUAGCUGAAUCAUGCAGCUGCUCCCCAAUCUACCUUCCAGUGAAGCCCACCAAAAGUAACCUGGGAGACAAGCAGCAGUCAAGAAAACCAGGCAGUGGCAGAAAGCGAAUCAUCAAAACCAAUGGAUCCAGUGAAGCAUUAGAAACCGCUGCAGAGCAAGCUGUGGAUACAAGAGACAACUCCACAUAUAUUUCAGAUGUUUCAACAGUUGGUACCCAGGACGCCUGCAUUUCACAAGUAUCUGUGGAUCCUCAAGCUAGAAACAAAGCAUAUCAAAACAUCGAUGAUUUGACGCUUUUUCAACAGAUAGAGGAAAAUUUGAUGACAAUAACCGAUCGACAGAUUGAUGAGGCCAUCUUUCUUAAAGCUGUAAGAACCAGCAGCACAGUAGAUGUCGUGCCAGUCUCUGGUGCAAUUCAGAAGCCUAAUGAGGCACCAAUACCAAAGGAGGAACUGACCAUUGGAGUAGUGCAAGAGCAGAGAAAGGAAGUGAAAGCACACACUCACCAAGGAUCAAAACCAGGCACAGGAGACGUUCCCAUCGUUACAGAAGAAUCAUCACCGAAGAGCGCGGUGAAAUUGGCACAUUCAGAUAGCACUCCUGCCGAGUGGGACCAUCUGAACAUAGUGCAGCAGAGAGCUGACGCACUGGAGUCGCUACUCGAGCUUUGCGCCAAGCUGCUGAAGCAGGAGAGGCUUGAGGAGCUUGCUGGCGUUCUCAGACCGUUUGGGGAAGGUGCUGUGUCGUCCAGAGAGACGGCGAUAUGGCUGACAAAAAGCCUCAUGACCCCACCAAAAUUGGAAGGGUCACCAAAACUUACGUAGGGGAGCGAAUUUCAUGGCUUUGUUUGCAAGUGUGCUGUUCUGGUUCUGAGAGUGUAUAUAGCUUUGCUACAGUUCAUGAUUCUGUAUCACUGAGGCUCGAGUUUCUAUUUAUCUUGAUGUAUAUGGUUUGAGUGAGCGAGGGCAUUGUGUGAGCUAACUAUUUAUCAGAUAUUUACUGUACAAUGGCAUGUGCUGUUUGGCUGAUUCAAGUAAUAAUGGAAAUCAUACCAUGUUCAUUCCUA
This is a messenger RNA of Oryza sativa Japonica Group (Japanese rice), 2224 nucleotides long. The record is from RefSeq and is a predicted model, not a curated record. NCBI's taxonomy places the organism in Eukaryota, Viridiplantae, Streptophyta, Magnoliopsida, Poales, Poaceae.